AUGUCUGAACAACGAAAUCAAGAUUUGUCUACAGUGCAGGAUGAGACCGACGAAGACUUUAUGACGAGGAUUACUCAGCCUAGAUUAUGGACGAUUUUCAAAUUCGAUUUCGUUUUUCAAUUAUUUACAGACGAACGAAUAGACGAAGUUUUAGAUAUGUUUAAAGUAAUUGAAUUAUUUUAUUUAAUAUGAUGGUUAAUCGCAUUUUAUCUCUAAUAAUAUAAUAGGAACCGACUUUGAUGCGAACAAACGCAGUUGACCUAUUUUAUAUUAUGCGCUUUAAAGCUAAAGAACGACUUUUUAGUUUAUAAUUAAAAAUCAUGUAACACAUUUCUGAGAAAAACAACUUUUUUUACUAUUCCGGCUAUUUAUAUUAUUGAAAAUACAAAUAUAAAAGAAUAAUGCACUAAUUAUAGGUUAUAUUAUUUUAUUUAAACGAAGCAAAACGAGUUCAAUAUUAUCCAAUAUUGUUCAUACAUACAAUGUUCAAUAUUUUUGUAAUUCAUUUUAAUUUUUUACUUUCACUUUUACUAUAAUAUUAGGUUAUAAAUACCCUCACAAAAAAAAUUACAUUAGCAAACAAAAUAUUAACGGAAAUUCCCAUUAACACGUUGUAAGGAUUUUAAUUUUUGUAAUACUAUGGGAUGUUUUUAAAACCACGGGUUCUUUUAUUAUAAUAAUAUAUAGGUAGUGUUCUAAAUUAUUUUAACAUUAAAAUAUUAAAUUUUCUUGCGUGCAGUUAAGUGCCUUAAGUUAUGAUACUUAUAUGCAACAGAAAAUAUUGUUUUGACCUUUCCGUAACCGUACAGACGAAAAUAUUGCAUAGGUCGUGGUCAACAUAUUAUUAUAAUGGCCUCAUAAUUUUACACGAGUUUUAGCUGUCACCGUCGGUGUGCUUCAAUUUCCUCGGCUGUUAUUGAAUUACUUAGAUUAAAUGCCGCUUUUUAAAUUAUAUUUAAUUGAAAAUAACCCAAGAAGAAUAUCGUGUAUUUAGAACACAGAUACCUAUAGUUUAAAAAAAAAAAAAACAAAUAUUAAAAAAAAACUGUCCUAAGAUAAUGGGGACGGUUGCAGCCGCUGUUAUAGAUAAUUUAAUGUUGAUGUAUAUGUAAGCAAUAAUUAACCAUUGCUAAUGAAAAAACGAUUCAGUGUUGCUUUGUCAACAAUACAUAUAUAUCAUAUUAUGGUAAAAUAAUUACACAUGCUCUAUAUUUUCUUUGGUAAUGUUUGAUUAAUAUCGUACCUAAUUUCCCGUUUUCCUAUGUUUUUUCCAAUUAUUAGGAAAACUCUUAGGGAAAUCAAGAAAUGAUCUUUAAAAAUAAAGACGAACAAAUUAUUAGAAAAUAAACAUCACUGUGCAUUCAUCGCUCCGCUCAGAAUCUAAAACUAGAUAAGUGUAAAAAAAUGCACUCAUACAAAAUGUAAUAGCACACUGGAUCCGUGCAUUCAGUUCAGUUCAGUUCAUUCAUGUCCAGUUAAAUCGCUAAAAACCAUGCGCAAAUAUUGUCAAGUCGGUAGCGGUGGUGAUAUUCCAUUUUCAAGGGAGUGAGGGGAAUUUCAAAUCCACGGGGAGUCACGGGAUUCCGUCCCUCCUAGUAUCUUUGUUGGAAAUUUAUUACGAAAAUUACCGAGCACGCUCCUGUUCAAAUCUUCCUCCAUUUCAACAGUUUCAUACAGUCUGUAUAUUAAAGGUAUUUCAUACUUAAAAUAUUUAUUUGGAUAGACACCAAAAUAUACCAAUGGAACUAUAACAAUAAAUUCAGGUCAAUAGGGCAAUAAUAUAAAUAAAAAGUUACGUAAACCCCAAGUGACCCCCUCCCCUACCGCCGUGUAUUCGCCAUUGUGCCGAACACCCGCUGCAUCCGUUCUGUCAGUUUUCCAACCUUCCGUCUGCUCAGUCCGUAACGCACCUCGGGUAAUAAAAAUAUGCGGACGUCAAAAUAUAAUAUGUAUUUCGGUGACUAGAGGGAUGGGACUGUCUAAGUGCCGUCUAAGUCGAAAUAUUGACUGAUCCGUCACAUUUGGAAUACGACUCGACUGCACUGUACAGGUCCAGUGCGCUCGCUCCUUUUGUUGUUUCGUGCAUUUCCAUGGUUUAUUUGUUUAGUUAAUUAAAUUAACUAAUUUCAAUAAUAAUAAUAAUAAUAAUUGAAUAAUAUAAAAACAAAAAAUCCCAAGCUUGUGGCUUGGGCUCUUGUUUUAAUUUUCUCUCGUCGAUUUAAUGCGAUUUUAAAUUUUAAAUAUUUUAUCGACGAUAAUACUAUACCGUAUUCCAUUCAGAAUUAAAAUGAUUACUCAACGUUCGAUUUCGAAUUUGAAAAUAAUAUUUUGAUUACAUUAUAAAUGGCACACACAUAUUCUAUAUGUUAUGUUUAACGUUUUGUUGCGGCGUCAUUUCGUGGGGAUUAAAUGUUCCGAAAUUCAGUAUAUAUAUAUACAGUACUAUUAUCAUUUAUUAAAAAAAUAUAAUCAUUAUUUGUUUUCAAUAUAUGUGUCCACAACAGCUCGAUUAAUUAUUUAUAGUUCGAUUAUUUACAGGAUUUAGAUAAGUAUCUAUACAAUACUAGUUGCUUUUGUUUUUUGAGCAGCUUAUUUCAUCAGUCUGACAAUAGUAAUAGAUAAUACAAUAUUGCCAAAAACAAAUAAUUACUUAUAGAACUGAAUAUUAAAACAGAUUACGAUAUACUUUACAAUAUUAACCUAUAUUUGACUAACGUAGAAAAAAAAAAAACUUAACUUUUUGUGUUUGUAUAGAAUAAUUACAUUUACGAAGAAUCUUUAUGCGUCAAUAACAAACUAUCGUCGGAUCAAGACUCAAUUAAUCAAUUUAUAUAUCUGAUCAGACAUUGGAUCGCAGAUACUUUGUCAUCAAUUGUGAUAGAAAAGAGUUCCGGAAAAUGUAUUGGAAUAAUAGUGUGUAGAUUUUGCUCGAUUGAAGAUAACUCAUUGGAAUUUAGCAGAUUGAGAGUAAUUCAAAUUAUGAAUAAUUUAAUAAUUUUACAAAUUGAACUUAUUCACUGUACUAAUUAUAAUAUUUUAACGAGUUCGUAUAACAUGAACGUGCAUACGGGAUAGCUUUCAGUUAUUCUUAUGCUAAUAAAUCUGUCGAUAUCCAUUUUUUUUUUUAUCAGGUUUUGUGCGAGGGGUAUACAUAUGUACAGAGAAAUUAUAUUUUAAUUUGAAUACAAAUAUUUUAAUCUUUUCUAAAAGAAAAAAAAUCACUGAAAGAUACCCUGUGUAUUAUAUUAUAUUACUCAAAUAUUUAAAUGUAUUUAAUUUAUAUUUAUUGGAUUCAAUAUAUGUUUGCAUAGAUAAUUAACGAAUUUAAUUUCAAUAUCUCAAUAAUGCAAUUUAGUUAUAAUAUAUCUAUUUCGUAUAAUACUCGCAAGUACUGGGGUAAUGUAAUGGAAUGGAGAAAGAUAAUAAUAAUAUGUUCACAAUAAUGUAAAUUCUCUAGAAAAACGUGGAUGUAUUAUAAUAUUGAAUUUAUUAUUAAAGACGUCUGGUAUUUGGAAUUUAUAUCGAUAAAAAUCUAAACAUAUAUAUUUAAAUAGUUGUUUAAUACAAGUACCCAUAACCAGUGCUCGAAUCGGGAAAAAAAACGAGAGACCGUAAAAGAAUAUUGAAAGACUUAAAAAUAAAUUAAUGUUCCUCGCUAUUAUUGAACUCAACGUAACACAUGGGGACUUUGCCCCAAUACCCCCCCCCCUUGUAUCAGUUUUGAAUCAUAAUUCGGUGAUUAAUAAUAAUUUACACUAUUGAAGGUUAAUGUUUUGCUUUCGUAUGCAUUUAUUUUAUAUUUUGUAUCUAAUAAGUACUAUGAUAGAUUUACUAUGCAGUGUGUUUCUUUUUAUUAUGAUUGCCAGUAGAAAAUAGGUAGUUAUUGUCUAGCCGGUGCAAUGAGGAGGUAAUUUUUUUUAUUCUCCUUGUUGUUUUCUGAAUAAUGGUAAAAACCGUCAAGAAAACUGUAUCAGUUUCUGUUAUAUUAAAUUUUCUUUUAUAGUUGUAAUUCGAUAAAUAAUAAUUGUAAAAGCCGAAAAUUUCCUCCAACAAUUAUAUAUAGCUGUUUUGAGACAUGAUAUAAUUUCCAAAACAUACUGGCGACUCCUCAGUUAUUUGUAGAAAUUUUAAAUUUUCUGGUUAUUUUGGUUUGUAUUUGGCAUUAUGUGAUUGUCUUGGUCAUGCAAAAUUUUAACACAAAGCUUAUUAUAAAAUGAGUUUCAAUUAUAAGUUUCAAUAAACAAAUUUGAGCGUUAUGAAGUCAUUUUUUUUAUAAGCGUUAAUGUUCAAGUUUUAACGAAAACGCAUUUUGAUAAAAAUGCAAAAAUAUAUAUCGUCCCGUGCGUUUCACAAAAAAAAUUAGAGGUACGCUAAUAUUUCUGAAAAAUUAGUAGUGGUACGGAGUCCACUCCAAUUCGAGCACUGACUAUAAAUAUGAAAUAUACCUACGGAUUUUUAUAUACCUCUGAUGUUAAAAUUCAAUUUUUAAAAUAUUUUUUUUCCCGAUCGAGUUUGAUAUUAGGAAGAUACGCAUGCAGAGAAAAAUUUAAAUUUCAUUUUCAUCCCGAAAUCGCUAAAAAAAAAAAAAAAAAUUUAACACGUUUCGGAAUUUCCAAAAUAACCGUUUCGCAAAGGAUAUUAUUUCAAAAAUGUCAAUGUACUGUGUACAUUCUUGUCCGUAUGCCGUUUGUAUUUGUAGUACAGCCAUAUUGAUUUCAAACACAGUAAAUAAUUUGUGGUUAGCUGGUGGCUACUGUAUUUCGCGAAUGCGUGGUAAAUGCAUCUUAUUGUAAAAAUGGUUAUCGCGCGCAGUAGACAGUUUUAUUAAUUUUAUCAUACGAUUGCGAUUCCAUAUCGCGGAACGCGGUACAGUCCGUGCAAUUUGUUCACGUCCCCUCUCCAGAAACUAAAACGGUCGUAUUACUCGGAAACCAUUCGUCGGACGUUCAUAUUGUGUGUAUGCUGGAUCCAAACGUUAAGAAUAGAAUAUUUAUUACAAAUCGCGGGCUAUUUUGAAAAUUCCGAAACGCGAACAAAUAAAUAGACGUUUUUUGCUAUUUGACUUAGCGGUGAAAGAAAAAUGCGAUUUUUCUCUAAAUUAUGGCUCCUGAGUGGGAGCGUAUCACCUCUAUGCCCCCUCCAGAGAAAAUACUAUUGAAAAAAAAAUUUGAAUAUUAACUUAGAUAUACAAAUUCAUAGAGCCCGGUGAGACGCCCCGUUCAUUGUUACAGGUUUAAAUAAUUUUUAUAUAGACAAAUUAACAUAAUUGAGCGGGUAUCUGAAAAUAAUUUUAAAGUUAGUUUAAAUUAUUUUUUAAACGUACGCGUCAUAAUAUUAUGCAUUUAAGUACAUAGGUAUUUAUAUGAAAAUUACGUUUUAAAAACAUGAAAUUAUUGCAAAGUAUGACAUUCCAGAAAUAGUUUGAUAUCGUUAAAUAUUCGCCUUUCUCCUGAGUCGUCUUUAUUGUAAUAUUGUCGAGAAAUAUUUUAGUUGUACGAGGGAGAAAAAUGGAAUAUCAUACAGAAUUUCAAAAACCAUUUAAGCCAGAAAGUUGACAUUUAUAAACAUUAUGAAACCGCAGCAUUUCUCAGGGUUUAUGCAUGGUUUAUUCUACCUGAGUUCAGAGGUCAAGGUAAUUCAUAAUUUCAACUUUUUGUUCACCAAACCGUAAUUAUUGAUCAUUUAUACGAAUGACGGCUUGGCUGAAUUCUUUAGCUUUUAACGACAAAAAAAAAACCAAUAAAAUCAAAAUGUAUUUCAUACUUAUCGAAAUGAUAAUAAUAAUAAUUAUUUUUUGUUUAACCUUUACAGGACUAGGUAAAAAAUUAUUGGAUUGUGUAAUCAACAAACAACUACCCGAGAUGUUACAUUUCGGCUGUAAUGUAAUAUCCGGAAUAUUUACUAAUAAGAAAAGUCAAGAAAUAGCGAAAUCGCUCGGAAUGAACAUGUUGUAUGAAGCGAAUUACGUCGAUUGGGCUAAUCAAAACAACGUUACUUUGCCUGAAAAUAUGUUGGAUGAAAAUACGACGGCUACUGUAAUGGCGUUUCGAGUAAAUCAGAAAUAA
Cinara cedri is the source of this 6065-nucleotide messenger RNA. NCBI's taxonomy places the organism in Eukaryota, Metazoa, Arthropoda, Insecta, Hemiptera, Aphididae. The record is from the annotation of a GenBank genome assembly.